AUGUUUUACACGUUAUUUCUUGCAACACGUAUUGUCACUUCGUCAAAUUUCUCCCUUUUUUUUCAUUCUUCAUACACCAUAUUUCAUUCUUAUCUCAUCCAAAUCUUAAAAAAUCCUAACUCAACCCAAUACGCUUAUCUCGGUCUGUUCAUAUCUAUCUAUCUAUCUAUCUAUCUAUCUAUCUAUCUAUCUAUCUAUCUAUCUCAACCUGUUCAUCUCUCUCUCUCUCUCUCUCUCUCUCUCUAUCUAUCUUAUCUGUUCAUAUCUAUCUAUCUAUCUAUCUAUCUAUCUAUCUAUCUAUCUUUGUUCCUAUAUCUAUCUAUCUAUCUAUCUAUCUAUCUAUCUAUCUAUCUCAGCCUGUUCAUAUCUCUCUCUCUCUCUCUCUUUCUCUACCUAUCUAUCUAUCUAUCUAUCUAUCUUAGUCUGUUCCUAUCUAUCUAUCUAUCUAUCUAUCUAUCUAUCUAUGUCAAUCUGUUCUUAUUGAUCGAUCGAUCUCAGUCUGUUCAUAUCUAUCUAUCUAUCUAUCUAUCUAUCUAUCUAUCUAUCUCAGCCUGUUCAUCUCUCUCUCUCUCUCUCUCUCUACCUAUCUAUCUAUCAGUCUGUUCCUAUAUACCUAUCUAUAUAUCUAUGUCAAUCUGGCUAUCGAUCGAUCGAUUUCAGUCCUUAUCUAUCUAUCUAUCGAUCGAUCGAUCAUUUCAGUCUGUUCUUAUCUAUCUAUCACAGUUUAUUUAUAUCUAUCUAUCUAUCUAUCUAUCUAUCUAUGUCAAUCUGUCCUUAUCUAUCGAUCACAGUCCUUAUCUAUCUAUCUAUCUAUCUAUCUAUCUAUCUAUCUAUCUAUCUAUCUAUCUAUCUAUCAUAGUCUAUUCUUACCUAUUUUUCUAUCUAUCAACCAAAAACAAUUUCUUUCAACACACCCCGUUGUCUAUACCUAUGACGGACGCUCCUCAGCCGACCUACAGAAACAAGAUGUCAUCUUUUCAAUCCGUCGAGCACGCACCCAGACGCAAUUUCAUUCAACUACUUAUUUAUGAUUCACCAAUGAGAUUUUUUCCUAUCGUCACUAUUCGAAAUAAUCCAUUUUGCUUUUUCUCGCUUUUUUCCUGGAAAACUUUUCUGCAUAUUCUUAUCUAUCUAUCUAUCUAUCUAUCUAUCUAUCUAUCUAUCUAUCUAUCUAUCUCAAUCUGUUCCUAUCUAUCUAUCUAUCUAUCUAUCUAUCUAUCUAUCUAUCUAUCUAUCAUCAAUCUGUCAUCUAUCUAUCUAUCUAUCUAUCUAUCUAUCUAUCAAUCUAUCUAUCUAUCUAUCUAUCUAUCUAUCUAUCUAUCAAUCUAUCUAUCUAUCAAUCUGUUCCUAUCUAUCUAUCUAUUUAUCUCAAUCUAUUCAUUCAUUCAUCAUAUCUAUCUCAAUCUGUUCCUAUCUAUCUAUCUAUCUAUCUAUCUAUCUAUCUAUCUUAUUUCAUUCUUUCUCUUUUCAUCUUCUUCUUCAUCACUUUCUUCUUCUUCCCUUUCUUCAUAUUAUUCUUUGUCACCUUUUUCUUCUUCUUCAUAUUUUUCAGUAUUUUUCUUUUAUUUAAAUUCUUCUUCUUCUUCCCUUUCCUCUACCUUUUCUUAUUCACUUUUUCCUUCUUCUUCUUCUUCUCUUUCCUCUAACUUUUCUUCUUCACUUUCUCCUUCUUCGCUUUCUUCUUCUUCUUCUCUUUCCUCUACCUUUUCUUCUUCACUUUCUCCUUCUUCGCUUUCUUCUUCUUCUUCUUCUUCUUCUUCUUCUUCUUCUUCUUCUUCUUCUUCUUCUUCUUCUUCCCUUUCCUCUACCUUUUCUUCACUUUCUUCUUCUUCGCUUUCUUCUCCUUCUUCUUCUUCUUUCUUCUUCUUCUUCACUUUCUCCUUCUUCUUCUUCACUUUCUUCUUCUUCUUCACUUUCUUCUUCUUCUUCCCUUUCCUCUACCUUUUCUUCUUCACUUUCUCCUUCUUCGCUUUCUUCUUCUUCUUCUUCUUCACUUUCUUCUUCUUCUUCUUCUUCUUCUUCUUCCUUUCUACCUUUUCUUCUUCCCUUUCCUCUACCUUUUCUUCCUUUUCUUCUUCUUCUUCUUCUUCUCUUCUUCUUCUUCUUCUUCCUUUUCUCUACCUUUUUCUUCUUCUUCUCCUUCUUCUCUUUCUUCUUCUUCUUCUUCACUUUCUUCCUUCUUCUUCUUUCUUCUUCUUCUUCCUUUCUCUACCUUUUCUUCUUCACUUUUCCUUCUUCCUUUCCUUCUUCUUCUUCUUCACUUUUUCUUCUUCUUCUUCCCUUUCCUCUACCUUUUCUUCACUUUCUUCUUCUUCUUCUUCUUCUUCUUCUUCUUCUUCCUUUUCCUCUACCUUUUCUUCUUCACUUUCUCCUUCUUCGCUUUCUUCUUCUUCUUCAUCACUUUCUUCUUCUUCUUCUUCUUCUUCUUCUUCUUCUUCUUCUUCUCCCAUUCCUUCAUUUUAUUCUUAUAUUGGUAGCAGUAGUAGUAACAGUAGUUGUUGCUUUUCUUCUUAUCUAAUCAUUCAAGUAUUUUUCUUUUCUUCUUCUUCUUCUUCUUCUUCUUCCCUACUUACUUUUUCUUCUUUUUCUUUUUCUUUUUCAUCUUCAUUUUCUUUUUUUUUCUUUUCCUUCCUCUUCUUCAUUUAUGCACGUAUCUUUUCCAUUGAUCUGAUCCCUCGUCAUCUAUUCCCCCCCUCUUCUUUUUCCAUUUUUCCCUUUUACCCUGUUCAAAAUAUUUUUCCACUCCCCCUCAGCCUCUGCCUAUUCCUCACUUUCUCCACCUUUCCUCUUCCUUCUGUCAUUUCCUCCAGCCAUUUAUCAAACAUUAUUAUUUUUUCCCUCAUUUUUUACUUUAUUUUACUCCCCUUGUUUCUCUCACCUUUUCACUCAUGCCAAAUACCUUCGAACACCCUUCCCCUAAUACUUUCGUUCCUUAGGAAAAAGAAACACCUGACCACACCCUGCCGAAACAUCUUCCUUGACAAAACUUUGGCAACUCUCAAAACGAGGACCCCCUUAUCAGAAAUCCCUUCUAUCCAACCCAAACCAUCAUGCCCAACAUUUCAAGAUGGCUGUCGUGUAGACGCGGCCUGGCGCACAGAAUUGCAAUUUUCCGAAACAUUCCGAUCUUGCCUUCUUUCUCCUUCUCUUCUUCUUCUUCUUCUUCUUCUUCUUCUUAUUAUUAUUAUUAUUAUUAUUAUUAUUAUUGCGAUUGUGACACUUGUGGUAAAAGGAAUUGACUCGAUAAUGUUACUCAAACGACAUUAUGGAGUUUUCUAUCUUCAGAAUAUGUCAACAAUUACAUGUUUUAAUAUAACUUUUUUCUUUCUUUCUCUUUUUCUUGCUUUCUUUCUUUCUUUUUUCUUUCUUUCUUUCUUUCUUUCUACGUCAUCCUUUCUAUCUUUCUUUUUUUUCUUUUUCUUUUCUUUCUUCUUCCCCCUCUCUAUUUUCUUUCUAUUUUUAUUUUUAUUUUCUUUCUUCUUUUUGUACUUCUUUCUUUCUUUCUUUCUUUCUUUCUUUCUUUCUUUCUUUCUUUCUUUCUUUCUUUCUCCUCUCCAUUUUCUUCCUAUUUUUCUUCUUCUUUUCUUUCUUUUUUUCGUAUUUCUUUUCGUUCUUUUCUUCACCCUCUCUAUUUUCUUUCUAUUUUUCUUUUUCUUUUCUUUUCUUUCUUCUUCUUUUUGUACUUCUUUCUUUUUCUUUCUUUCUUUCUUUCUUUCUUUCUUUCUCCUCUCCAUUUUCUUCCUAUUUUUCUUCUUCUUUUCUUUCUUUUUCGUAUUUCUUUUCUUUCUUUUCUUCACCUCUAUUUUCUUUCUAUUUUCUUUUUUUUCUUUUCUUUUUUUCUUUUUUCUUCUUUUUACUUCUUUUCUUUUCUUUCUUUCUUUCUUUCUUUCUUUCUUUCUUUCUUUUUCCCUCCAUUUUCUUCCUAUUUUUCUUCUUCUUUUCUUUUUUUUUUUUCAUGUAUUUCUUUUCUUUCUUUUCUUCACCCUCUCUAUUUUCUUUCUAUUUUUCUUUUUCUUUUCUUUUCUUUCUUCUUCUUUUUGUACUUCUUUCUUUCUUUCUUUCUUUCUUUCUUUCUUUCUUUCGUUCUUUCUUUCUUUCUUUCUUUCUCCUCUCCAUUUUCUUCCUAUUUUUCUUCUUCUUUUCUUUCUUUUUUUCGUAUUUCUUUUCGUUCUUUUCUUCGCCCUCUCUAUUUUCUUUCUAUUUUUCUUUUUCUUUUCUUUUCUUUCUUCUUCUUUUUGUACUUCUUUCUUUCUUUCUUUCUUUCUUUCUUUCUUUCUUUCUUUCUCCUCUCCAUUUUCUUCCUAUUUUUCUUCUUCUUUUCUUUCUUUUUUUCGUAUUUCUUUUCUUUCUUUUCUUCGCCCUCUCUAUUUUCUUUCUAUUUUUCUUUUUCUUUUCUUUUCUUUUCUUUCUUCUUCUUUUUGUACUUCUUUCAUUCUUUCUUUCUUUCUUUCUCUCUUUCUUUCUUUCUUUCUUUCUUUCUUUCUUUCUUUCUUUCUCCUCUCCAUUUUCUUCCUAUUUUUCUUCUUCUUUUCUUUCUUUUUUUCGUAUUUCUUUUCUUUCUUUUUCUUCGCCCUCUCUAUUUUCUUUCUAUUUUUCUUUUUCUUUUCUUUUCUUUCUUCUUUUUUCUUUUUCUUUCUUUCUUUCUUUCUUUUCUUUCUUUCUUUCUUUCUUUCUUUCUUUCUUUCUCCUCUCAUUUUUUUCUUCCAUUUUUUUUUUUUUUCUUUUCUUCUUCUUUUUGGCCACCGCCAUCGAUUAUCACGUCCCUUCCAAAUUUCUCUCUCUUCCCUUCUUUCUCUUUCUUCUUCGCUUCCGCUUUCUUUUCUUUCUUUUUUUUUUUAUCUCUGUUCUGUGGACGAUCGCAUAUAA
Molecule: messenger RNA, 4866 nt
Organism: Acanthosepion pharaonis
Lineage: Eukaryota; Metazoa; Mollusca; Cephalopoda; Sepiida; Sepiidae
Source: the annotation of a GenBank genome assembly